AGACCUUGCCCGUUUAGAAAACAGUCGAGGCCUCUUCUGAUCCCAGUGCAUAAUCUUCCACACUUUCAGCCAUCUGCCAACCGAACCUUAAUUCGAUAUUGAACGCGGACUCAAUCCCGAGGACCUUUCUUUGUGCUUUAGACCUGGCUGCAUCUGUCCAGAGACAGAGACACACAGACAGAAACACAGAGAGACAGUGAGACAAUGAGAACGGACAGUCAACGUUUCGAGUCCGAACAACCGUCCUUCUGGAGAGUGGGCUUUGGAUUUGAUGUGCCGAUGCACAAUUUCUUCCAACUUCCAACUCUCUGUGCGUGUAUUUUUCAUUACUCUUAUUACUAUUAUUAUAUUUGGCGACGCCAGGAGCCGGCUCUUUCGGUUUUCUCUUCUUAAAGGGUUGUCUCUUUAAAUAGUCUAUUCCCCUGAAGCAGCUGCUAACGGUCACUCGGGGCACGAGGCGGCCGUUAACCGCCAUCUCGCGCGGGACCCGAGGCUAAAAUGGCGGCGCUGACACGCGGAAAGGAAAAGCGCCGGUGGAGAGCGGACUGUGUCAACAUGUCCCGUUCCCGAGGGUCAGGAUCGUGGAGGUCAGGAGGAGGAGAGAUUCCGCUUGGGGAUUUCCUCCCCCCGCCUCAGUGAGGCUUCUUGUCGGAAGAUCUGUGUCACUACAUUUGGAAUUGUAGCAAGAGUGUAUCCAUGUGAUGGAUCUUGAUAGCUGCGCGUCACCAAUGUUGUCUCCCCUUCAAAAAACUUGCAGUGUGAUGGAUUCAGAGACACAACCAGCUUCGGCAAAUCAUCUGAGGCUCUCUGGCUGUGCUCCCCUGCCAUUAGCAGGAUCAGAGAAGCAGGAAACAGCAGACUGAGUCAUUGACUGAAUACACACCCCAAACACCUCAAGGACACUGCGAUGGAAAUCAUCACCACUCUCCUGCUGCUCGUCCAACACCGGCACCUCUGCAUCAGGACUUAUGAAAGGCAAAUGAUUCUGAAUAAAUCCACUGGCAUUUUCUGAGUGUCAGAGGAUAGAUAAGCGAGAAUCAGGCAAGCAAUGAUUCUACAAAUACGAGAAGGUUCCUCAACAGAGACUGGAACACCCGUACUAACGAUGGAGCCAAUGUGGGAGAGAUUCUUAAAGGGUGACCAGAUCGUUCUUAGCUGUGAUGCUGGUCGAGAACUUCAUUCUGUGAGAUAUAAGUGGUUCGUAAACAACACUAUCAAAGAGUUCAGCGAGAAGAUUUACACCAUUGAGGCUGCUGGAAUAGAGCAUAAUGGGGAAUACAGAUGCCAAACUUUGACACAAACAACAGCCGACAGUAACAGCAUUCUCGUGAGAGUAUCCGCUCCUGAAUUGUUUGUGAGGAUUGAGACUGAGCCAGAACCUCUGUGGUAUGAGCAGACAUUGAGGUUGAGUUGUAACUGCACAUACCCCACGCAAAAUGAAUUCAUUUACACAUUUUAUCAGGAAGGUUCUGUUAUCGCUGAGUUCCGGACAAGAAAUAAAAGUGUUUCUUUUCAAAAGGAGCGGGUUACAUUUGAGGAUACAGGACGGUAUCGAUGCCAAAUGCAGUUUGUUGAUUAUCCCGAUGGUCCUGUGUACACAUCAGCUUACAGACGUGUAGAUGUGCGAGAAAGUCCAGUGAUACUGCAGGUGGAUCCCAGACUGCAGAGAGAUGGUGAUCCCAUCACACUGAAUUGUCGGUGUACCCAGGACCAUGUGUGUGGGACAGGACAAAUUUACUUCUACAGAAAUGAGACCCUCCUGAACUCUGAUUCCAUGCCUCGCAACGUCCAUCGUAUCCACCGAGCAACCCUAAUAGAUUCAGGGUGGUACCGCUGUGCGAUUUUCCAGAACCUUUCAGAAUUCCUGUCCCUCUGGAUGGAAGUCACUGUCCAGAUCCCUGUGAGCUGCCCAUCCAUCAGCUCAGAUCUGAAGGAGCCCGCUGUGUCCAUCGGUGACCACUUUACCAUCCGGUGUACGUCUGAAAAUGGGACACUGCCUAUAAACCUCAUGCUUUACCACGACCACCACCCCCACCCCCUGAGGAACACAACAGUCGUUGACUCCAGGACAGCCACCUUCCAUGUCACCGUGCCACCUGAUGGGGAGGGCGCUGCGUACUCCUGUGGUGCUGCCAAUGCCGUUGCCCACGUUAUCAACUGCAGUGAGCCGCUCGUCCUCACUGUGUCAGGUCCCUCUGGGAAAUUUGCUCUGCAGGUUGGAGGUUCUGCUGUUGCUGCCAUUCUCCUCAUUGUUUUCCUGCUUCUGUUUGCUGUCUGCAAACUCCAUCAUAAAGAGAGGCAUCAGGACACCUCUGGUUCCCAAUCCAGGAGAGACACCAGCAGCCCCAAUCAUGAUGAAAUUGUGUACUCUGUUGUCCAAGCAAAGAAGAAAGAAGGAGGCUCCGUCAGGACAAGAAGAGAACCACAGGAGUGUGACAGUCGUGUGACUUAUGCAUCAUUAAUGCACCUUGAAACACCAAAGGUCCAAGAGGCGAGUGCCAGAGGGGAGGAAGAAAAUGGCUCGUCCAUCUACCAGAACUUUCAGAGGAGUUUAGCCACCAUCAACCAAGUGUGGUUUUUGCGGUUAAAGGCAUUUUGCGCUCUGCUGCAAAGUCUCACUUUUGGAGAAGCUCGGAGUGAUUUAAGGUAUCAGCUACGUGGCUAUGAGCAUGUUUAUAUUUUAAAAUUUUACUGCGUCUCAGAAUUUUCCUAGCUCUUGUUUUGACUGUCUGGAAUUUUGCAUGGUUUCUAAUGUCCAGAGCAUUCUGCCUUUUUACUGCCAUUGUAACCUUUGCUUUGCUGAUUGGGCUGUUUUGACACAUUUAACAUUAGCUUCAGCAGUGCGCACACCCAGAAAGAUGUUUCAGUCACGACUCGUGAGCUCAAAACCUCACUAACUAACCAACUUGACACAUCCUGUGCAAAAUUCCCUUGUUCUCCACAAUCCUGUGACUGGGACACGGAUUUAAACUCUGCCGGGAUAUCCCAUAAGUGGAUAAGAAGUAGAAGUUGGAAAGUCAAACUUGAAAUAGCUGCAAUAAGCACAGGACAGGAAGACAUAGGAGAAAAUAUAUGGUGUGGUGAGUGGAGAGCUUGGAGAGAGAGAGAGAGAGUUUGAAUCACGCUGACAGCAGGAAAAUCCUACAACAGACUGUCCCCAUGAUCUGCCCAGCUUUCUGUGCGCCGGGGAUUUCAGAGUCAGAGAAUCUUUGAGGCUAGUACAGGAGCAUUGUUUAAUAUUUUCAAACUGCAUUGCUGUCACUGUUCUUCCUUGUUUUACUCCCCUAUUUGUAAAGUCAAUGUCAGUGCUGUACCAACAUCAAAUGGCAUCAGUGAACAAGCUUAAAAUAUUUGUCUGGCUCAAGUGGAUCUGAAAUUGUGUCGGCAAGGGAGGGGGGAAAUAUAUCAAAAGCUGUUUUCAUUCACACAUUCCGACAUUGUAAAAAUGUGAAUUCUCUUUGCAUAGAUAGGAAAUGAAGACAGUUGUUUCAAGCUGAUGAAAGGAAAAUUCCAGAACUUGACGCCAGGAAAUUCCUGAGACAAUGUAACAUUUCAGCAAUGCCUGCUUUACUUUGCCAGCUUCAGAUACCUGAGAGACUUGAAUAUGCAAAAACUGUAAUAGCUUCGCCACUGGGUUGUAGGUGCGCGUGACCUUGUUCAGGAUCAGUUGCAGAGUUAUGAAUCCGAUGUCGUGAGGUUUGUCCCAAAAUCAAGUAUUUGUGACUUGUGGUGAGUUAAAAUUGUGAUUUCUACAAAUUAAAUAGAACAGUCUCCCUGAAAAUAUACAAAGCUCUUGGAUGGAACUUUGUGUUUGUUUUUUGUAUUGUAUUUAUACUGGACUGAAGAUAAAUGAGACAGUGCCAGAUAGGCAGCAUGGGGACUAACCAUUAUGGUAAUGAAAUUAUGAAACAAUAUUAAUAUCUUCAGUGAAUCGGGAAAGCAGAUGGGGAUGUAGUUCAAAGAAGGCAAGUGGGAAGUCAAGAAAAUAGUGUAUUUAACGACUUUGCAUGUAAAAAGUUUUGGAACUGCUUGCAGCAAAAGAAAUUGAUCCCACGUCUCAUUUAAUUUUUCACUGUAGGCCUAUAUUAAUAUGAUGGUUUAACCUCAACAUCCUACAUAAUCCUGGUAAAAUCUGGGAACACACUAUUCGUCUUCCUAGCUGCUGGCUGACCAAGCAGGUUGGCUUCCUAUGAUUUGACCUGUGUUUUGCAGACAGCUCAGCAUAUAACGUCUUCACAAUUUACUUUCUGAUCUGUCUCUGCUGAGUCAGUUUUUAAACAAUAAAGACAGUCUUGAUCUGA
This is a messenger RNA of Stegostoma tigrinum, 4301 nucleotides long. Its product is annotated as Fc receptor-like protein 3. Lineage: Eukaryota; Metazoa; Chordata; Chondrichthyes; Orectolobiformes; Stegostomatidae. Gene Ontology annotation, biological process: cell surface receptor signaling pathway. The coding region runs from base 1049 to 2713 and encodes 554 amino acids. The record is from RefSeq and is a predicted model, not a curated record. The transcript is spliced from 14 exons. Gene Ontology annotation, molecular function: transmembrane signaling receptor activity.